GGAGGCUUGGACCCUCAGAAAGCAGCGUUUCUCCUGCGCAAGCAGUGGACCUUAUACAGCGUGAGCCCUCUGUACGGUUUCUCCAACGCUCACCUGAGGGGUUACGCGAGGCUGCUCAGCGCUUCCAUUGCUGCCGAGAAGCAGAGAGGGCUGGCGGUGGAAAUAGGGGUUGAGCUGGGCGUCAAAGUGGCUCUCUCCAGAAUUCUAGAGCUGAAAAGCAGUGAGUGUGACCAGCCUGCGAUUCUCGUGCAGAUUUCUUCGAGAUCACGAGCUUCCCAGAAGAACUCAGAAGAGAAGCUGAUAUGGUCGGGCUGUUUCUGCUCGGUGUCUGGAGAUGAACUUUCUGAGAACCUCCCAGAGGGCUUCACUUGUUUACCUCUGUUUCUUGUUAACGGGACAGAGAGUUACACGUCCAUGGUCGGAAGUUGGUUUCAGAAGACUUUUGACUGCUGCUUCCGCCGUUUAGCCAUCAGCCCUCUCAAUCUCAGCUGGAUGGCGGCUAUGUGGACUGGAUGCAAUGUGGAUAAAACUCUGUCUGCCAUGGAACUCGUUUUCUCUGUCCCCUGUCUGCCCCAGCCUCUGGAUAUCUCCUACGCCAUUCAUCCAGAGGAUGCAAAAGCUCUGUGGGAGACAGUUCAGAACACUCCAGGAGAGAUCACUCAGGAAGAUGUGGAUGUCUUUAUGGACUGCCUUUACUCUCACUUCCACAGACACUUUAAGAUCCACUUGUCAGCUGCAAAACUGAUGAAAGUUUCUACAGCAAUCGCCUCGGCCCACUCUGACGGGACUAUAAAGUUUUUACACAGCCAGUACCUAACUGGCGUGCUGAUGCUACUGACCGAACUAGCAAUCGCUCAG
Molecule: messenger RNA, 858 nt
Organism: Eurypyga helias (sunbittern)
Lineage: Eukaryota; Metazoa; Chordata; Aves; Eurypygiformes; Eurypygidae
Gene: CENPL
Product: centromere protein L
Exons: 3
Source: RefSeq, a predicted model, not a curated record